GAAACACAUUCGCAGGUGAACAGUGCGUAUAACGGUCGCUGGGAUUUUCGUGUUGCGAAGUUGCCUGCCUGGCUCGCCGGUUCGCCCGCCACCCAUGUGCUGCGCAUGCCGCCACAUCGGGCGCCUGGAGAUCGAUCCGCCCUUCGGCCCAGCUGGUGGCGAACUGACCCAGCAGCGGGUGCAUGUGGGUUGCCGCGACUUCCGAGGGCUGGCAGGCACCCCGUCGCCGCAAUGGACGAGAAGCCCUUCGAGUUGGAAUCUUUCGUGCGAAAUGACCUGCGACACCCGCCACCGCCGCCGCCUCCGGGAGACAACAGAAAGAGACAGCACCUCGCAGCGCUCCUAGCGAACCUGGCGGCGAUGUGCGCGGGCGUGGCGAUGGGCUGGACGUCGCCGGCGCUGCCCGUGCUGCAGCGCGAGGGCAACGCGUCGGCCGCGUGGGCGGCGUCGCCCACGCCGCCGCUCCGCCUGAGCGAGGAGCAGGGCUCGUGGGCGAGCGCGCUGGUGCCGCUGGGCGCCGUGGCCGGGGCGCUGCCUAGCGGCCUCCUCGCGGACGCCAUCGGCCGCAAGCGCGCCCUGCUCACCCUCGCGGCGCCCUACGCUCUGGGGUGGGUGUUCAUCGUCAGCGCCGGCCAGCAGGUGUGGAUGCUGUAUUUCGGCCGCUUCCUUACCGGCCUUGGAACAGGAGCCACCACGGUAUUAACACCCCUCUACUGUGAAGAGAUAGCAGAGGUGGCAAUACGAGGAGCCCUGGGCGCCUAUUUGGACUUUAUGAUAUGUGUGGGCAUCCUGUGGAUAUAUGUUCUUGGAGCUUAUGUCCCAUACUUCUGGUACACACUCAGUGGCUGUGUCAUACCUGUCGUGUUUCUACUAACGUUCUGCUGGAUGCCCGAGUCUCCGGUCUUCCUAGCAAAUAAAAGUCGUCACGAACAAGCUAGAAAAGCCUUGGAAUGGCUCCGUGGAGGCAAUGAUUACGAUGCACAACUUGAAAUGGACAGUAUGCUUGCAUCAAUGAAAGAAUCUCCCUCUAUCAGCAUCAGACAAUCUCUUUCGAUGUUCUUUUCCACAAAUCCAAUAAGGUCGACCACAUCAAGAGCUGUUGCAAUUGUUUUAGGUCUAAUGUUAUUUCAACAGCUUAGUGGGAUAAAUGCUGUUAUAUUUUACACAGUCCAGAUUUUCAAUGAAGCUGGCAGUAAUCUGUCAGGUGAAGCAUCUACAAUAAUUGUGGGUGUUGUUCAAGUCAUUGCAGUGUUGUGUUCUUCCAUCACAGUUGACCAUUUGGGCCGUCGAUUUCUCCUUCUGCUGUCGACUGUAAUAAUGGCCUUUUGCCUCCUGUGCCUUUCCUUGUAUGCUGUAUUCAGUAAGGGAUCUGAUGUAGUUAACCUUUCCAUUGUCCUUUGGAUCCCAUUAGUUGCUUUAAUUUUGUAUGUCGUGGUAUUUGCACUGGGCUUCGGUCCCCUUCCGUGGCUUCUUAUGGCAGAGUUACUUCCCGUGCACGCAAAGGGCUGGGGCAGCGCGAUCGCAGCGUCUUUUAAUUGGGCAGUAGCUUUACUUCUCACUAAGCAGUUUCCACUCAUGCUGAGGCACGCUGGGCAAGACGUCACCUAUGGCAUUUUAUGCUUCUUUUGUGUGCUAGGCGCCAUAUUUAUUGCUAAAUGUCUGCCUGAAACAAAGGGAAAAACCAAAAUAGAAAUUGAAGAAAGCAUAGGAGGAGAUAAACCA
Messenger RNA from Gryllus bimaculatus (two-spotted cricket), 1722 nucleotides. The record is from the annotation of a GenBank genome assembly. Lineage: Eukaryota; Metazoa; Arthropoda; Insecta; Orthoptera; Gryllidae.